Molecule: messenger RNA, 3718 nt
Organism: Larimichthys crocea (large yellow croaker)
Lineage: Eukaryota; Metazoa; Chordata; Actinopteri; Sciaenidae
Gene: dnajc16
Product: DnaJ (Hsp40) homolog, subfamily C, member 16
Exons: 15
Coding region: 208-2586 (792 amino acids)
Source: RefSeq, a predicted model, not a curated record
CCGCCUCUCUCUCUUUACUCCUGCCUCGUAGCAGCAGGUUGUCAGCUCGCCCUCGGGGGGGGAGGAACUGUUGGAUGCUGCUGAACACACCCUUUGCACUUGGCUGUGUUUUCACAUCAGCGUUGACUAACAAGCUGAACAAUAUCCGAGCCUUCAACAAAUAUGUGGCGUAGUGCCGGCUGACCGCAUCCGCUUGAGGUAACAGUGAUGGCAGGGGAAAGGAUGUCUGUGCAGCUGGCUGUAGUGGUGGUCCUCUCAGUGCUGCUGACAGGAGCAACCCAUGCCGGGCCUGAGAUGGACCCAUACAAAAUCUUAGGAGUAACCAGGUCCGCAAGCCAAGCUGAGAUCAAGAAGGUCUAUAAGCGUCUUGCAAAAGAAUGGCAUCCGGACAAAAACAAGAAUCCAGGUGCUGAGGACAUGUUCAUCAAGAUCACCAAGUCUUAUGAGAUCCUGUCUAAUGAGGACAAACGUGCCAACUAUGACCGUUACGGACAGACUGAUGACACCCAGCCAUACGGCGGCAGCCGCCAUGGUCACCGCCAUGACAGCUUUUACUUCGACGAGUCCUUCUUCAACUUUCCUUUUAACAGCAAGAACCACAGGGACUUUGCUGACAGCAAGUAUAUAUUGCACUUUAAUCAGUAUGUCAACGACGUGGUGCCCGACAGCUACAAGAGGCCGUACCUGAUAAAGAUCACCUCUGACUGGUGCUUCAGCUGCAUCCACAUUGAGCCUGUGUGGAAGGAGGUGGUGCAGGAGAUGGAGACUCUAGGUGUCGGAAUAGGUGUGGUAGAUGUUGGCUAUGAGAGACGGUUAGCCAAUCACCUCGGCGCUCAUCGUACCCCAUCAAUACUCGGCGUCAUCAAUGGCAAAGUGACGUUUUUCCAUUACGCUGUAGCAAAGGAGCACCUGAGGCAGUUUGUAGAGGACCUUCUUCCUCAGAGACUUGUGGAGCGGGUCACCGACACGAAUGACCUGCAGUUCCUGAACAGCUGGCAUGAGCUCAACAAGCCACAUGUGCUUCUGUUCGACCAAGUGCCUGUAGUUCCUCUACUGUACAAACUGACAGCUUUUGCUUAUAAGGACUACUUGCAGUUUGGCUACGUGGACCAGGGUCUUUCAGAGACCGCCAAUCUGCAGAAACAGUUCAACAUUAACACCUACGCUCCGACCAUGCUGGUCUUCAAAGAGAACACUGACAACCCUGCUGACAUUAUACAGGCCAAAGGAAUGAAAAAGCAAAUUAUCGAUGAGUUCAUGGCAAACAACAAAUUUCUCCUCGUGCCACGGCUGGUCAAUCAGAAGCUCUUUGAUGAGCUCUGUCCUGUCAAACAGUUCCAUAGACGCAGGAAAUACUGUGUCCUGCUGAUCACAGGUGACGAAGAGACCUUUUCUUUUGGGAACCAGGCAUUUCUUUCAUUUGCCUCUACCAAUGCCAGGGAGGUUGUGAGAUUUGCCUAUGUGUACCAACGGCUACAGCAACCUCUUUGUGACAUCCUCAUGCAGAACAAGGACAGUGAACAGUCCCUAACACAGGUGGUGAUCCUGGAGAGGCGUAACGCUGCAGGCAAGGCCUUUUUCAAGCCGGUGACGGCCUGGAACGGCAGCGAGGAAGACAAGCAGCGUCUACUGGAGGAGUUGCAGCGACUUCAGAAGGACCCGUCCAUCCUCAUCCAUGACGCCAUGCUGCCUGAGCUCAACAACGAGUUUGCCUCUAUGUUUGUAAUCCGAUGGAUCUAUGCAUCUUAUGAUUACCUCUCUGAAGUCAUUGAUGAUAUUCUGCAUAACAACUGGCGUGAGAUGAUGCCUCUUCUGUCCCUCAUCUUCUCUGCGUUGUUCAUCUUGUUUGGGACUGUGGUCAUUCAGGCCUUCAGUGACUCAAGUGAUGAUAAGCAGACUAAGCCAAAAGCAAAAGAUGGAACAAAAGCAGAAAACGGGUCACCAGGGACUGGUAGUAGUUCAAGUAGUCGGCCCCCCAAGAAGAAUUUUGUGGAGGUGACGGAGCUGACGGAUAUCACCUACAUGAGCAACCUGGUGAAGCUGAGGCCGGGACACAUGAACAUAGUGCUGGUUCUCACUGACGCCUCCAAGAACAUCCUACUUAGCAAGUUUGCCAAAGAGGUCUACUCCUUCACAGGGAGCCUGACGCUGCAUUUCUCCUUCCUGAAUAUUGACAAGCACAGCCAGUGGAUGAACACUCUGCUGGAAUACGCCCAGGACGCCACGCAGAUUGAUGCGGACGAAGAUGACGGGGGAAACCACAAGAUGGACUACACCGGCUACGUGCUGGCACUUAACGGCCACAAGAAGUAUCUCUGUCUGUUUAAGCCCGUCUACACUGGGGAAGACCUUGAGGGUAAGUCAUCUGAAGAUGAAGGGAGCACUUCAGGCGGUAGGUCGAGGUCCAGUUCCCGCGACGACCACCCAUCGCGCAAAUCCAACCGAUCCCGCAGCAUAUCCACCCUGCAGAUCCAUCACAAACUGGACCGCCUGGGGUUGUGGAUGGAAAGGCUCAUGGAAGGCACUUUGCCUCGUUACUACAUCCCCGCCUGGCCAGGACUAGACAAAAUCACCCCCAGUAAAUAGACAGAGGCGAGUUAGGAAGGACUUAGUAUUUAACUGCUGUUACACUUCCCUCAUCUUAGGCUAGAAAUGCCUUUCUUGCACUUGAGAUAUUUCAUAGUUAUAGAAAUCUUUUAAAGUUGGGUCAAUAUUACAAACUUGGCUUUAGUGCAACUACUGUGGGACAGGUCCUUUUAGUAUACCCCUCUUACACUCAUCGCAUGCUGUUUUAAAUAUAUUUUAUUCAGGCAAAUGCUGCUGCUACAGCCUUGUGAACAGAAAACAAAAUCACUGUGGCCCCCUGUACCCUCCUGCUCUCAUAACCAUCACUCAUAUCCACACACACACUGAAGGAGGCAGGACAACUACCUUUGUCUUCAUUGAUGAAUACUGUGAAUAGAGGUGCAUGUCUAUAACACUAAAUGUCCUUUUUAUGCAUCUCAGCUCUUUUUUGUUUUCUCCUGAAUGCUGGCUUGCUUGUGCAAUAUAGCAUACUGCUGUAAUGACAAUGCCUUUUACCUUGGACCUCAAAGAGUUUCCCCAUGUUCUUCCUAAACUUGUGAUUGCAUUAAAGGAAAUACUUGUCAUGUUACACGGAAACUGUUGGGGUUGUGGUUUAAAAUGUACUUCACUACAAGCAAGAAUUGUUUAGGUCUAUUUAUCAACCUCAGUUAGCCAGUAGCUUUAUGUAGCAUAAGAUAAUGAACAAGCUGUCCAUCUCAUUCUCUGAAUGUUUUUCCAAAUAGCCGCGAUUGACUGACAUCAUCAUUAUGUCAUCUUGAAUUAUGUAGACAAAAAAGUAAAGUCGAGCUUACUGUGUGCUUGCUUGGUUUAUUAACUCGUUUUGUCAACAUUAAGUGUAAAAAUGUCAUUAAUGUAAUUUUGACGGUACUAUGUGAUGUAAAUAUUGUACAUAAUCAUGUUAUCUAUAGGACCUGGAUUUGAAAGAGUAUGUAAACUUGAAAGAUUUGUUUGAAUGUUUUACACGGAAUUAUCAAAAUCUUUUUCUUUGUUUUCCUUAACAAGUUAGUGUAAAAAAAAAGAAAAAGAUCUGCUACUGUCAGAUGUUUCAGGUGGUCCUCAGUAAUGCAUUUACCCUCUUGUUGGUUGUAAUAAAAUGCUUUAUGUUUGUUAAUUAAAACAGAAAAUGUAAAAA